Messenger RNA from Iphiclides podalirius (scarce swallowtail), 2886 nucleotides. Lineage: Eukaryota; Metazoa; Arthropoda; Insecta; Lepidoptera; Papilionidae. The record is from the annotation of a GenBank genome assembly.
AUGGGCAGGCUCGUCCGGACUAUAGCGAAGGAGGCAGUCAUGUCCCCGGGCGCCCCGGCUGCACCACCAGCUAACCCAUCAUUAGAGGACGAGCGCACGGAACUGCUCGGCUCCUUGACCACACAGCAGCAGCAGAGAACCAGCGCCAGGGUCAUAAAGAAGCUCAGACUUGAGCCGCCGGUCGACAAGAGAGAGACACCGGAAUGCGAAACGCCAAGCAAAGACCUCGACAAGGAGGCGCCGGCGUUCCCCACGGUUAAGCAGCGAAUGCCCAAAGCGCUCUGGUCUGCCGACGAGAAGAGUCUCUUCUUCGAGGCCCUGAACGAUUACGGGAAGGAUUUCGACGCCAUCACGGCCUAUAUACGCGCCAAAAUGAAGAAGAAGGGGAUGCCGGACGCCAACUUGAAGACGAAGACGCAAGUCAGCCACUUUUACUACAGGACAUGGCACAAGCUGUCGAAGCACGUGCACUUCGACGAGAACGUGAAGAAAGUCGCCCAGGAGCUGUACGCCCUGAUCAACUACGGCGAGCUCAGGCGGAAGCUGACCUCCGUAAACGAGAAGACCUGCGCCCGCCUCGGGGAGAUGGUGCGCGGCGGCAGCAUGGCGGUGCGCGCGCGGGGGCGCACCCUGCGAGUGCGCACGCCCAUGUGCCGCGCGCUGCGACGUCUCAACCACAUAGCCGAACAACAACGCGAGAAGAAGUUCGCCCUCCACGUUGGACCGAGGCCAGGUGCUGAGAUCCACCUGCCCGUAGUGAGCCCCAGCGAGCCCUUGUCCAGCCAUAAAAUCUGCUUCUCUUCUUACCUGGAGCGCAUGGGUUCGCUGAGGGACAAAGAUGGUGGUGCUAAAAUGAGAACACCUAAACGUCAGAGGAAGGACAGCGUCUCGGAGAAGGAAGUGGAAAGUAAGAAGAUCAAGAUGGAAGAUUCCGAGCCAAGUAGAGUGGUGCAUAUAGACGAGACCGCAAUAGACGGUAUCGAGCUGAUGGCGAAUUACAAGAACCAACAAGAGGACGAAGAGAAACCGAGCACGGAAGACGAGAAAGAGCUCAAAUCCGAAGAGACCGCCGAGGAAGACUUGGAAAGGGACAAAGAUAUUAUGUCCGAAAGAGAGAAGGACAGUUUCUCAGAAAUGGAGGACGACGAUAAGUUCAAUAAAAGUGACACGGACAAUGAAAGCGACGGGAAAGUCGAUAAAACUGGAAAAGGAAGGAAGUUCAAAAACUUGAAGGUGAAAUUUCGCAUACGGCCCAAGAAGCGGGGCGGUAGCAUAUUCACCCUGGUGAUGGGGAACGGCGAAGAGAACAAAACGGAGCGGGAGCCGCAGAAGGCUGAGGAAGAACAGAAGUCGGACGUGGACGUGGAGACUGCGAUGAAGCAAAUCAGGAAGGGCUGGAGCGUCCACGACGCUGGAGACCUCACGAUCGGUGACCUGUACCUCAUGUUCGGCUCCCGUUCGAAGCUCGAAUUGGACUACUGGUGGGCGGAGCCGACCCCUCCACUGCCACAGAUCCAAAAGCCGCGGCGGCACGUCGAAGCAGAGAGGCCGACGGCAGAUAAGGAAAGAGAGAGGAAAGAGAGACAGGAGAAGUUGGACAAGGUCGAGAACGGAAUAGAAGAGGAGCGGGAGAAGGCCAGAGAGAGCGACACGGAUAUCUUCUCGCCGAAGAACACCUUCAGUCAGGACAGCAACGACGGUUUGUCCGGCGACGAGAGAAAGAUGGAUCAGCUCGCCUCGGCCGAGCACAAGCCCACCGGUUCCGUGGCCGGUGGUGGUGGUGGUGGCGCUCUGAGCCUGGCCGCCAAGCUCAUCAACCGGCCGGUGGCACCGCCCCAGGACAGCGGCUUCAGCCGGCUCAGUGACCGGAUGAAGCGUCUGAUGACACUGGCCGGGAACCCGCUGGCGAGCGCGGCCGGGGCUGCCCCGCGCUGCGCAUGCGGCCACGUGUGCGCCCACCAGCGGAAACAGAAGGCGCCCCCGUGCAGCGCCAGCCGGCCGACGGCUGCGACAGAAGAGCCAAUCUUUCGCCACCCCACGCCCAUCGCCCCGCGCCCCAACACCGAGCCGGACGGUGCCCGAGCACUGAGCCUAGAAGGUCUGCCGAGGCGGCGUCGUGGCAGGCCCCGCCUGGGCACGCGCCGGGUCGUGGUGCAACGUCUGCUGCCACUGCUGCCAAAACUGCCACCGCCUAGCGAUCUCAUACCGGUAAAAGUAAUGCCGAACUCGCAACCGGCGCUGCCCAAAAUCCUACCAAAGCCGCCUCCGACCUCUACAUCUGAUCUCUCCUUCUUCUACGUUCUGAGCGAGUCCAACGGCCAGUUCUUCUUCCACGACGGGGACAGGCGCAUUCCCAUCACUCCACUGCCCGGGAAUGGGGCGGACGACACGGAGCAGGACGACGAGGAACUUACUGAGGACGAGGAUGUUAAGGAGUUCAAGAUCGACAUCUCUCCGACCGAGAUCAGCAAGCCGGCCACCACCUCCCAAUGCCCCGAGGCCACGACCUUCAAGUCCAGCGCCAUGAAAUCGGAGAACACCGAUAUCGCCAGCUUCCUGCCGGCGGAGUCGCUGUCGCUGUCGCCGUCGCGGCUGCUGCGCGAGGCGGACGGCUGGCUGGACGGCGCCGUGCACGACUUCUCGCUGAGCAGCUUCCUCGGCCACCUGGACGCCGAGGAGCGGCCGCCCGCCCACCACCAGCCCGCCCCCGCGCCCGCCCCCGGACGGCCCGCGCCCCGACCGGCGCAGGUGGAGUCGCAGAUCCAGUCGCUGAUGACGGAGACGAGCAUGGACUACGUGGCCAAGUUCGCGGACCUGGCGGCCGAGGUGGGCGGCGAGGCGGACCUCGCCGGGGACCUCGGCGCGGACCUCGCCGCGGACCUCGCC